Molecule: messenger RNA, 8718 nt
Organism: Galleria mellonella (greater wax moth)
Lineage: Eukaryota; Metazoa; Arthropoda; Insecta; Lepidoptera; Pyralidae
Product: cell adhesion molecule Dscam2-like
Exons: 37
Coding region: 272-5272 (1666 amino acids)
Biological process (GO): axon guidance; cell-cell adhesion
Cellular component (GO): axon; plasma membrane
Molecular function (GO): protein binding
Source: RefSeq, a predicted model, not a curated record
GCGGCCGGCUGCUCUCGACUCAGUCGCGAGCGACUCUCUCAGCCGCACGCCGUCCGAUUCGCGCGACCUACGCGUUGUUCGCUGCAAUGUUACUUGCGUUGAGUUUUCGCGCGAAAUUGACACGAAAUAUAUUAGUGCAUUAUAACAUAAUUUCUUUGCUAUUACCAACUUUUGAAGACGAUCUUUUGUAAACAACAGUGAAGUGACUUGACUCUAUGUUAACGUAUGUUUGGAAGUUAUUGUGAAGUUUCAUUAAGUUGGUCGCAUCGAAAUGGUGACAAUUAUUUUGAUAGCAAUCUUCGCUGUGCUCUCUCCCGGGCGGCAUUGUUCGUGCUCGGCAGGCGCGCUCGCGGAACCGAACCCCACACCCCAGUCGCCGCCCCACGUAAAACGAUGUCGACGGGUGGAGGGAGGCAGGAGCUACUACUACGAGGGAAAACUAGGUGCAAACAAACCAAACGUUCAUACGUGGACGGUGAUAAAGGAUAAAAGAAAAGUGACUACACUUUAUGAAUGCCACGAGAAAACUCAAGGACAAAACGUCGACAUACCGAAGUCAUUAAGCACAAGUUCCCCCAUUAACGUCAGCGAAGACGUAUCACGGAGUCAGAAUAUGAAAUACAUCAAGAUAGUAGAAGAGAAGAAUGGAUUUACAUGCGAAACUUCAAUGAAGUGCAAAUUCAUCGAAACGGGACAACAGACCUCUCACAAAUACCAGUUUCACAACAGCAAAACAAAUAAGAAGAUGGCCUGUGAAGUUUUAUAUGACGAUGUACAUGACUGGCCUGUGAAUUACACUUUGUGGUGCUCAUUAAUCAAGAAAACAAGUAACCAGCGCUUUCUCAAACGAAAACGAUUAAAACGUUCUUCAGAUUCGAGGCCAGAGUUGGUGUACACUUUUAUCGAGCAAGCGGUGCAGCCGGGCGCGCAGGUCGCGUUGAAAUGUUCAGCUGUGGGGGAGCCACCCCCAAGGUUUAGGUGGUUGUUGGAUGGUCAACCCAUUCCAUCGCAUCAUGGAACUAUCAUAACUGAAGGCCGCGAGAAUGGACCAGCCGGUAUAGGCUCGGGCAAUAAUUACGUAUUGUCAACGCUUUCCUUGAGCGGCGCGCGUGUUGAGCAUGGGGGUCGUUAUGAGUGCCGAGCGACCAACUCCCACGGCAGCGUCGCUCAUGCAGCCCGUCUCAAUGUUUACGGCUCCCCGUACAUUCGCUCCAUGAAUCCCGUCAAAGCUGUCGCCGGGUCGGAAGUAACAAUCUGGUGCCCUUACUAUGGUUUCCCAAUAAAAUCCGUGAAGUGGGAAGGUGGUGCGGGAAUCGAUCCUAGAUACCAACAAUUAGACGGACAGCUGACUAUAUCUAAUGUGGACCGCAAUCGGGAUAAAGGAGGUUGGACUUGCUCAGUUCUUACGCCUGGUGGAGAGUUAGCCAAGAGAGAGGUACAAGUGACAGUAGUGUCACCUCCAGUGCUCUCGCCUGUCGUGUUUCCACCGGGACUAAGAUCUGGAGACCGCGCGCAAUUGACUUGCAGUGUCACUUCGGGAGAUAUGCCUGUUUAUUUCUCUUGGCUCAAGGACCAGAUGCCCAUUUCUAGUAUUUUACAGGUAGAGGAACGUGGCGCCGAGUUCUACAGCAUGCUAAUAUUCAAAAGCUUGACGGCCGCUCAUAGCGGCGUCUACACGUGCGUUGUAACCAACACCGCUGGCAAAGCUAACACAUCCACUGAGUUAGCAAUAAAAGUACCACCAUAUUGGCAAAUGGAGCCUUCAGAUGCGGCGGUAUUACUGAACGGUUCACUCACAGUAAGCUGUGAGGCGAGAGGUCACCCGCCGCCUGCGAUUUAUUGGACAAAAUUUUCUGGUAGUACAGAAACUACUCUCGGCGGUGUGUCAGACCCAGUGGUACUCACUAAUGGCUCAUUAAGGCUGGAGUCGGCCCGCGCGGAGCAUUCCGGAAAAUAUCGGUGCCGGGCCGACAACGGCGUGCCACCUGCGCUCUCCAGGACCUUGAAUAUACAUGUUAAUGAGCCAGCACGAUUCGAGACGCCGUCAGCAAAUGUGACGGCGAAACUGGGAGAUACAAUCAGGCUUGCAUGUGUCGCGAGAGGCGACAGUCCGCUGUCCACGUCGUGGAGUCACUCUGGGCGGGCAUUGCCUAAAUCAGAUUAUAGAAUGAGUAUAUCAGAGACUCGAAGUGCUGAGGGUCUAAGAAGUGAACUGGCUAUAGAGCGGGCAGACAGAAGAGACUCCGGUGUGUAUCGGUGUCAGGCUUCCAACCCUUACGGACGGUCCGAUCACUUUGUACAUCUGGCUGUUCAAGAACCGCCGGAGCCACCCGCCAAUUUUCGGGUCCUAGAGACUACAUCUAGGUCAGUGCGUCUCCAAUGGCGGAGGCCGUACGACGGUAACUCACCAGUACUGGGCUAUGUGGUACAAUAUCGUCGGCAUGAUUCCACCUCGCCUGACUCGUGGAGGGACGCUGACACGCAAAACGUAUCCGUGUCCGCUCACCCUGUGGACACUUAUUCGGAGAUUGAAGAGGCAACUAUAACAGGAUUGGAGCCAGCCACAGCGUACUUGGUACGGGCUAGGACGGUCACUGCGCAGUUCGCGUCGGCCCACACUCGUGCACUGUUAGCGUUGACGCUCCACGAACCGCCUGCGCGGGCGCCGAUAAGCCUACGUGCUUCUGCGCCCAGGCCUACGACUAUUGAGCUGGCAUGGCAGGCGCCUCCAUCAUCAUCAUGGAAUGGUGAACUACUCGGGUACACAGUAUGGUGGUGGGCGUCAGCAGACGGCUCGCUCGCAGGCGGCGCCAACGUGGGCAUGGAGUUUGCAACUGUUCGGGGACUAAUCAACAAAUAUACUAUAGAGGGACUUGAACAUUACACACGGUACUCAGUGAGCGUGAGAGCUUUCAACAGCGCCGGUGCUGGGCCUGCAACUGCCCCUGUCAACACAUUAACACAGGAAAGUGUGCCGUCGGAAGGCCCGCGCGGCGUUCGCUGCCGCGCGGUGUCGCCGCAGAGCGUCAAAGUGGAGUGGUCACCGCCGCCCGCGCACGCGCACCACGGCGCGCUGCUCGGCUACAAGCUGCUCUACCGACCGGACCACACGACAGAUUGGCUGGAGUGGGAAGUUCGCGGUGGUGGUGGUCCGAGUUCCGGAGCGGGAGCGGAAGUUAAACGCGUCGCCGGCGUAGAAACGCUCCUACUUGCGCUUAAACCGCACACUAACUACACUGUGCAAGCAUUAGCUUAUACAGCGGCUGGAGACGGUGUACCUGCUCAUCCUAUACAUUGCACUACACAACAAGAUGUACCCGGUGCUCCAGCAGCAGUGAAAGUGGUGGCGACAUCUGUCACGUCUCUAGCUGUCAGCUGGUUGCCACCAAGUCGACCUAAUGGACCAAUUCUCUAUUAUACUGUUUUUUAUCGAGAACUGGGCAGGGACAGGCCACCACAAACAACUACUGUUCAAGCUGAAGACGGAGAUCCUUCAGUGGGUUUGGGAGGAUCGACUGAAUUGCGUUCCUUAUCUGAGGGCACUACUUAUGAAGCAUGGGUAGCAGCUCAUUCUGCAGCUGGCGAAGGGGAACCUUCAGCACCACAGCCUGCCACUACUACACAAAGAGCUGGAGCCAGACUUCUUGCCUUCGGUGUAUGGGCGAGAGUACAAUGUGGGCAUUCAUUACGCCUAGCAUGUGUCUGGCGAGGAGAACCGGCACCGAGAGCUCGGUGGUUACGCGGAGACCGACCAGUGACACACGAUCCUCGUGCGCAUCUCACACCUCAUGGACAUCUGGCAAUACAUGAAGUGGACGCAUCAACGAGUGGCAACUAUACAUGUACAGCUCGUAACGCAUUUGGUUCUGAAGAAGUGACGUACCGCAUAGAGUGCGCUACACCACCAUCUGCUCCUACUCUCACUUUGGACCACGCGACACAUAAAGAAGCGCGACUAACAUGGCGGACUACACAUCACCCGGCCGCGCCGCCUCACGGCUUCACAAUCUGGUGGGUUCGGGUCCGUGAUGAUUCCGGAGAAGGCAUUGAGCCGGCAAGUACGCGAGGAGAAGAGGAACGGAGGUUAGAAGCUGGUGGAGAGGCAGUGAGUGUUAUGCUGAGAGCUCUGUCCUGUGGCGUAACAUACUCUGUAAGAGCUGUGGCCCACUCCCGAGCUGGAUCUUCUCCGCCUUCUCAGCCAUUGUUGGUCAGGACAAAACCUCCUGUGCUAGUAUGGGAAGGUGGAGGGGAAGUAGACGAAAAUGAAGAAGGCGCUGAAGCGGCUGUAUGGAGUAACAGCAGUGCUCUGGCAGUUGAUGCUCGGCGAGCGGUUCGGUGCGGAGCUCGGCUGGUCAGGUUGCAAUGGAGAAGAGUAGAUGCUGGAGGCUCAGGGGUCUGGAGAGACGCUGAUCUCACUUCGUUGCAUCAUCAUCGAGAGGUGGUGAUCGGAGGUUUGACUGCUGGCGCGUGGUACGGCCUCCGCUUGUGGACUGCCACGGAAUCAGCUCGACAUCAAGCUGUUCUAUACGCAGCCACCACAACACACUCUGGAGAGCGUCUCCGGCGACCGGUUGCUUUUCAAUCCGGCGAAGGUGGUCCAGUGAUCACGAGUGGGACCAACGCGGACGCCGACCGCGUUCUGGGAGCAGUGUCGGUGGCGUUCGCUGCACUCGCUGCGAUAGCAGUCACAGCGCUGAUACUAGUCUUACUGGCUAAGCGAAGCAUGCUGUUUCCAUGUGGUACUCAACAAGAUGAGGAGACCCGUCGUUGUAGCCACUCCGUCGCCAGCACGGACAAGUCCGUGUGUCCCGAGCAACAGAACAUACGGAAUUGUCAGCAUGAUUACAAACAUGAUAAACUGUCGCCGGCUUCUGACGUGUACGAGAUAAGUCCGUACGCGACGUUCGCGGUGGGCGGCGAGACGGCCGCGACCCUCGACCACACGUUGCAGUUCCGCACAUUUGGCCACCGCGACAACGACGCACCGCCGCACCGGCCCUGCAGGAAGCAUCCGCAGCGACACCGCGACAGGGACGUGGAAAAGCACCAUUCCGACUGCGAGCUGCAGCAGCUCAGCCGGUACGAGAAGGUGCGGCCGCGCCACUGCGCAGGAACCUCCUACUGCGUGCCGCUGUCCCACCACGGUGGCGGUGGCGGUAGCGGCGGCGGAGGCGGCAGCGGAGGCGGUUUCUCCGAAGUGUAUGCGGGCGAUUCUAGCGUAGAGUCCGGCCCUGGAUCAUUAUCACCGCGGACGCACCACGAGCAUAGCUAGCGGCGCAUCCAAAUACGAAAACCGACCAUAUCCGAUAAAUAACAAGUCUCAUUAUUAACUGCAUCCAAUUAGUAUUAUAAAUAGGAGAGGAAAGGAGAUAUAAAGAACUUUCCAGUCCGAGCGUUUCGAGUGAAAUAUUUGUUGAUUCGUUUUUUUUUUUUUUAUAAUGAAUUAAACUUUUAAAUAUUAUUUAUUUUAUAAUUGAUUUAUGUUCUUUACACAUAACAAAUAUCCUAUCAUAUCCAUAUUAUCACAAUUAUAUUAUUACUUUUAAUAAUUGCGUUGACCUUCGUACAAUGCUUGUGUGUAAAAAAGUUUGUUUUAAUUGAAACGACAUAGUUAAAAGAAAAUACAGCGGGGGCAUACGAUUUCAUAAUCAAAAUAGGUUCGUUGAAAUGUUUUUACCAGAACUCAAAACCAAAAUUAUUGCUAAUAGUACUUAGCGUCCUAAAAACUGAAAAAUAGGAUUUUUUGUUAAAAAACAAGGAAUCAAAUGUAAUCAGCGUUAUAGUAUUACAAAUUAGGAGUGAAUACAGCAAUAUCUAUGUUGAAGUUAAAAUAUCUAUAUAUUGCCUAAUACAAGAUAUGUUAUAUAUCAGUGUUGUCCAAUAUAUAAUAUUAAAUUAAAACACCUGAUUGUAACGAAUGGAGAUAUCAGACUGGUAUAGAUGAUAUUAAAAUGGGUGAUAACCUUUUUUUUGCUAUUAAUUUAAAAAAAAAAACAAUGUACAGAUAUCGGAGCGGUAUAGAUAUUAUCCAUGCCUAUACAAAUAUCUAAUUAGUGUCACGUUUAUGAUAACUUCAAAUUAAGAAUACAACAGUAUAAUAGAUACACAUAAUAGAUUCUAGAAAAUUGGCCAACUAUAUUGCUAGACAGCAAAUAACGGCAAAUAUCAAAUUUACAAUAGUCUGUUUUGAUAAAACAUAAUGAAAAUUUAAACAAAGAAGUAAUUGAUCUGUCCGUUUAUAUUUUAUUGCAUCUAUAUAUUAAAAUCAUAAUUAAAGAUUGCGUCCCACAAACACCGAUUUCAAAGUGACACAAUCAGUUAUUUUGUUUUAAAAACUAAACUACUCAAUCGAUUUAGAUAAAAUUUCUAAGAAACAAAUUUGUAAGUAUGUCCUAUGAAAUAAAAGAAGAAUUUUCCAAAUUGGUUUGGAAUUGACGGAGUUAUAUGGUAACAAAUAUAAACAAAUACAACCGAAAUCAGAACCUUUUUGGAAAUAAUAAACACAAUAAACUUUUAGAUUUAAUUUAGAUAAAAAAAAAAUUAAUUGAUAAAAUGUUUUGCUUUGUUACUAUUUUCAUUUAGCGUUUCCGUGACAAUUUCAACAAAAUUUGAUUUAUAACAUUUCAUUAAAUUUUAAUAAAACAAACUAUAUAUACGAACUUUUACAGUAAAUAAUUAGACACUUCCGAUUGUUAGUCGAAUAAUUCAAAAUACAGUAAGCUUUUUAUAUCUCUACAGUCAAAACAUAACAUUUAUAAUCACUACUGACAUAAAGUUUUAUAGAAAAUCAGUUAAAUCAAUGAAUUAAUUAAAAUAAGGUUUAAUACUAGGUAAAUACUCAAAGAACUGCCAUAUAAUGUUAUUUAAACAUACUCGUUCGUACUUGAAACAAAAUAGAUAGGAUAAAAUGUAACUAAACAAAUUGAAUAGAAUACCUAGUUGCUUGUCUUUUUAUUACGCGAUUCCUCAGAUAGUAAACAUCUUUAUACAGAACGUUAUUUGUAUUACAUCUUACUGUUUAAUAUAACAAGAAUUCUGAUUAUUUAUACAAAGAAAACUCUCUAUUUAGUAUUUUCUAUUUAUGCAACUUAGAAUGGCAAACAAGCUGACGGCCCACCUGAUGGAAAGUUGAAACCGUUACCUAUAGACAUGAACAGUAUCAUGGACAUAACAGAGUAUACUGUUUCGGCCAUGAUACCCCUCAUGCUUGCCUCUAAGUAUAUCUUUGUACCCUGUAAUUUCAUUACCAUGUUCCACCUUAUUUUUUUUUAUUUUAUCUUUUCAAAUUAAGUUAUUAAAUAUAUAAGUACAACUUGAUGUCGGAUCAUCAUCAUCAUCAUAUCAGCCAUUAACUGUCCUACUGAACAUAGACCUCCCCCUAUUGGGAGGUUUUGCCAGUAGUUGCCACCGCUUGUUACAGACUAUAAAAUGACUGUUUACAUCGAACAAGUUUAUUUUAUUAAGAGUAUCGAUAAUUCAUAGUAACUACGUCUACAUUAUGACGAUCUUGGUGAUUUAGCAAUAUAAUACACUGCCCUUUUUUUAAUGAUCGCAGGUUCGAUGCCUGUUCAAUAGACGUAGGUACAGUCGACAUCAAAAGUCGAUAGAUUUUCUAAACUCAGUAAACUGUGAAUUCAUUCAUAUCACCUUAUAUAUAUCGUAUAAGGUUAUAAUUAGUUAAAUAUAUACAAUUGUAUUAAGUUUGCUACAAAAUAUAGGGGUUUAAUCUAUUCUAAUUGAUUCUUAAUGUAUUCAUCGACUUUUGGUGCUGACCAUACAUGUACUUAAAAAUAAAAAUAAUCCAUAUUUGUAGUAGGUACGAAUUACAUAAAUAUUUGUAUUUAAAAUCAUAUAAUUUCUAAUUUCGCUUCGAGAUUUGUAAAAAUAUUAGAGAAUGUGUUAAUUUUUCUUUAAUUACAAAAUAACAAUAAUAAUUUUUGUGUGUCCUAGUCAUUUUCGUUUGUUUUUUUUUUUUGUAUUAUUUUCUCUUAUUAAUUAAUUUACAUAAUUUAAUAAACGGAUUGGAAUGGUGUUAUUAAUUUACGCUGAUGGGGUACAAGUGAUGGAUAGAUUGGUGAAGAUAACAGUAGGUCAGUUGAUCCAUCAUGAGGAAUUCACCAGCAGUUAAUCACGAUGGUUUCCAAGAGACCCCGCGUGCAGGUAGACCUGACAUAAUAUCACUAACAAUUGUGCUACUAAUUCUCAUUACUAACAAUUAAUUCCCCCCCCCUUCCCACUAGUUUAGUUUGUUCCAUUUUUUUUCCAACUUACUGCACUUUCUCUCCCUCUACCUAUGUUUUUAUAAAUAAAAUAAUAUACUAGGUAGAUAGCCAACUUCGUGUCAAAGUUAUUAUAUAAAGAUGUAAAUAAAUAAUCUAGUCAGACUGAUAUUUAAUAUCUAUUUUAAUUCGGAGCUUACAUGUGUAAAUAGGUUUUGUAGAUACCAUCAAAACUAGUCAAUUUUUAUUGAAUGUUUUAUGACAAUAUGAUUGUAUUUUGUAAAUAAUACGAAAAUAAGUAUCUAUGUGAGAAUCUGGUUAAUAUAAAAUAAAUUAAAUAUAUUUAACGCAAACAGUUGGUUUUAUUUGGGCACAAGUAAAAGCUUAGGUAACGCGAGGAUUAUUUUAUUAUAUAUAAUUUUCUACAACACAGGGGGCAAACGAGCAUGCAGUUUACCUGAUGGUAAGUGACUGCCAUUGCAGGUGUGUUGUCGGAAAU